CAAUAUAGUCGUAUAGACACAAGUGCAUAACCCAGAGCUAAAUGACUCGACCAAAUUAAACCUAACCCAAGCCCGUUCGACAACGCGAACCCUCUCAAUUACGAAGUAUUAAUUUAUUACAUCAUAGAAUCUUUACUUCAUAUCAUACACCCCAUCACACUUGAUUACCAACCCACCCUUGCAAAUCUCUUAUCCUCUGCCUUUAAAAGCCAACAAGUCCCAAAGGCUACAUUUACAGUCUGCCUCACUCACUUCUCUAAACAUGUCUUCUUCCUUGCUUCUUUGUCUGUUGUUCUUCCUAAUUACUGUCAACUUAAAUGUAGUAUUAACUACUAAUUCAACAAAUAAACACUCUUAUAGUUCAACUAAACACUCCUCAAAUUCUACUAAGAUUGGUAAUGGUUACCGUUUAGUUUCCGUUGAAGAAACCCAUGAUGGUGGCUUCUUAGCUUACUUGCAAGUUAUCAAGAAAAAUAAAAUCUAUGGCCCUGAUAUUCCUAUGUUGCGCCUUUUUGUCAAGCAUGAAACAGAGGAACGUUUAAGGGUACACAUUACAGAUGCAGAAAAACCAAGAUGGGAAGUACCUUAUGAUCUUUUACCAAGAGAAAAACCUCCCUCAUUAAAAAACACCCUAGGAAAAUCCAGAAAAAUCCCUCUUUCUGAUUCUAAAAUCUCAGGAAAUGAGCUUAUUUUCAGUUACACAGUUAGCCCAUUUACCUUCACGGUAAAAAGAAAAUCAAACGGUGAAAUCCUUUUCGAUACGAGCUCGACACAAUCCGACCCGUUUAACAGUUUAGUAUUUAAAGACCAAUACCUUGAAAUUACCACAAAAUUACCCUCUGAUGCUUCACUUUAUGGGCUUGGUGAAAAUACCCAACCACAUGGAAUUAAACUUUACCCGAAUGACCCUUACACACUUUAUACCUUGGAUAUUUCAGCUAUUAAUCUUAAUACCGAUUUAUACGGGUCGCACCCGGUUUAUAUGGAUCUUAGAAAUGUGGGUGGGCAACCCUUAGCCCAUGCUGUUUUAUUGUUAAAUAGCAAUGGGAUGGAUGUUUUUUACAGUGGUAAAUCCUUGACUUACAAAGUAAUCGGGGGUGUUUUCGACUUUUACUUCUUUUCGGGUCCCUCUCCUCUUGAUGUUGUGAAUCAGUACACUAGCUUGAUUGGGAGACCUGCUCCUAUGCCUUACUGGGCUUUUGGUUUCCACCAAUGCAGAUGGGGUUACCAUAACCUUUCCGUGGUUGAAAAUGUAGUUGAGAGCUACAAAAAGGCACAAAUUCCACUUGAUGUUAUCUGGAACGAUGAUGAUCAUAUGGAUGGGCACAAGGACUUCACCCUCAAUAAUGUAAAUUACUCGCGUCCAAAGGUUUUGAACUUCCUUGAAAAGAUUCAUGCUCGGGGAAUGAAGUAUAUAGUCAUCAUUGAUCCUGGUAUUGCUGUCAACUCGACUUAUGGAACAUACACCAGAGGCAUGGCUGAUGAUGUUUUCAUCAAGUACGAGGGAAAGCCUUACUUAGCCCAAGUGUGGCCUGGGGCUGUUUACUUCCCUGAUUACCUCAACCCUAAAACAGUAGAUUGGUGGGUAGAUGAAAUCAAACGGUUCCAUGAACUUGUUCCAGUUGAUGGCUUGUGGAUUGACAUGAACGAGGCCUCAAAUUUCUGCACCGGGCUUUGCACAAUUCCAGAGGGCAAAAAGUGUCCCUCUGGCAUUGGACCUGGAUGGGUAUGCUGCUUAGACUGCAAGAACAUCACAAAAACAAGAUGGGAUGAUCCGCCCUAUAAGAUAAAUGCUUCAGGGAUCAGUUCACCUGUUGGUUACAAAACCAUAGCUACCAGUGCAGUUCACUACAACGGCGUUUUGGAGUAUGAUGCUCACAGUCUAUAUGGCUUUGCAGAAACAAUUGCAACUCAUAAGGGACUUCAAGCCAUUGAAGGUAAGCGGCCAUUCAUUUUGACACGCUCUACUUAUGUGGGGUCUGGCCAUUAUGCUGCUCACUGGACUGGUGAUAAUCAAGGAACAUGGAAUGAUCUGAGGUACUCAAUUUCUACCAUGUUGAAUUUUGGUAUAUUUGGAGUGCCAAUGGUUGGUUCCGACAUAUGUGGUUUCUAUCCUCAACCUACAGAGGAACUUUGCAACCGUUGGAUUGAAUUGGGUGCUUUCUACCCAUUCUCUAGAGACCAUGCUAAUUACUACUCACCGAGUCAAGAGCUCUAUGUUUGGGACACAGUUGCUGAGUCAGCUCGAAAUGCCUUGGGUAUGAGGUACAAGAUUCUUCCUUAUCUUUACACAUUAAGCUACGAGGCACACACUACUGGUGCUCCGAUUGCUAGACCGCUGUUCUUCACUUUCACCAACUACACAGACUGUUAUGGGUUGAGCACACAGUUCUUGCUUGGUAAUGGUCUGAUGGUAUCACCUGUUCUUGAGAAGGGAGCCAAUAGUGUGAAGGCACUUUUCCCUCCCGGCUCCUGGUAUAGUAUGUUCGAUAUGUCUCAGGCUAUUACUUCCAAGGCAGGCAAAUACGUCACCCUUGACGCACCAUUGCAUGUGAUCAACGUACAUCUAUAUCAAAACAACAUUCUUCCGAUGCAACAAGGUGGAAUGACCUCGAAAGAAGCAAGGGAGACGCCUUAUCAUCUUGUAGUGACUUUCCCUGCUGGGGCUAGUCACGGACAAGCCAAAGGGAAUCUCUUUGUCGACGAGGAUGAACUCCCUGAAAUGAAACUGGCAGGUGGAUCCUCGACUUAUGUCGAUUUCUAUGCGACUGUGGAUCAGAACAUGGUUAAGGUUUGGUCAGAAGUUCAAGAGGGCAAGUUUGCUGUAGACAAAGGGUGGACUGUUGGGAAGAUAUCUGUGUUGGGAUUGGGUGGAAAUGCAGGAGCCGUCGCAAUUCAAGUUGAUGGAAUUGAAGUAACGAGUGCACCAGACGUAGCUACGAUAACAUCAGAGCAAAGUUACCACAUACAGUCUGAUGUAGAUGCUGCGAUGAAGACCGUGAUGGUACAGAUUAGUGGGUUGUCUUUGCCUAUUGGGAAGAAUUUCGCCAUGACCUGGAAAAUGGGUGUUUAGGUUGUUUGUGGAUGAUUCAAUGCAUUCAAUUUGUAGACCAGCUUCUUCAUAUUUUUAGACAGAUGAUUUCUGAUUUUUGUGCACAAUUCCCUUAACAGGAAGGGGAAGGAAAAGAGCAAAAUUUGUGAUCAUCCUUUUUCCGAAAAAUAGACUAAGUGAAAUAAGUUGUAAGCAAAUAUAGUUGCAUUAUGGUACGCAGUAUAUUCUGAAUUUUAAUAAAAAUUCAUGCUCUUACAAGUCACAGUAA
Molecule: messenger RNA, 3320 nt
Organism: Chenopodium quinoa (quinoa)
Lineage: Eukaryota; Viridiplantae; Streptophyta; Magnoliopsida; Caryophyllales; Amaranthaceae
Product: alpha-xylosidase 1-like
Exons: 3
Coding region: 263-3073 (936 amino acids)
Biological process (GO): carbohydrate metabolic process
Molecular function (GO): carbohydrate binding; hydrolase activity, hydrolyzing O-glycosyl compounds
Source: RefSeq, a predicted model, not a curated record